This is a messenger RNA of Diospyros lotus (date-plum), 4613 nucleotides long. RefSeq lists its product as uncharacterized. Lineage: Eukaryota; Viridiplantae; Streptophyta; Magnoliopsida; Ericales; Ebenaceae. The record is from RefSeq and is a predicted model, not a curated record. The coding region runs from base 246 to 4217 and encodes 1323 amino acids. The transcript is spliced from 28 exons.
CACCCAGCGCUCUAUCUAAUCUCUGGCUUCCAUCUCAGAAUCUCUCUCGCUCUCCUCUCUCUUCUCUCUCUCGCUGGUUUUCUUUCAAGUCAGGCUGCCGAUAAAACCCUUUAUUUCUCAGUCCUUUCAAAACCCUAGAAAAUGAUGUGCACAAUUCGCAUCCCCUCUGAAUGAUGCAAUUGCAUACAUUACAUACCAAUUCUCGCAAUUUGUGACGAUUAUUGCGGUGGUUUUCAGGCGUUGCCAUGCCCGGACAUUUGCGGGACCAGGCACUAUCUCUACUCGCCCAAGCCAACAACCAUGGCGAUUUGGCGGUGAAGCUCUCUUCUUUGAAGCAGGCCAAAGACAUAUUGGCCGCUGCCGGUCCUUCUAUCGCUCCAGAACUCUUCCCCUAUCUGGCUGAACUUCAGUAUUCCCCUGAAGCCCUAGUUCGGAAAUCCCUUAUCGAGGUGCUGGAAGAGAUUGGGUUGAAAGCAAUGGGACACUCUUCAAUAUUAAUGCCAGUCUUAUUGGCAUUGUUAAAAGACAAUAAUUCUGCUGUUGCAAGACAAUCCAUUGUCAGUGGGACCAACUUCUUUUGCAGCAUUCUGGAGGAGUUGUCAUUACAGUUCCAUCAGCAUGGUAUUGUUGAGAGGUGGCUUGAAGAGCUGUGGACAUGGAUGAUUAAGUUCAAGGAUGCUGUCUAUGGUAUUUUGUGGCAGGCUGCUUCUGAUGCUACAAAGCUUCUGGCUCUGAAAUUCUUGGAGACGUGUGUUUUACUUUUUACACCUGACUCCAAUGAAUCUGAGAAACCUACUCCGGAAGUUAUGACUAGACACUGGGCUUUUAAUGUUUCAUGGCUGGAUGGUGGCCACCCUGUGCUUAAUCCAGUUGCUCUUACAUCGGAAGCAAAUAGAUCCAUUGCCAUCCUACUGAAUUUGUUGCGAUCGGCCAGCAGUCUUUCUGGAUCAUUGACAAUAUGUGUUAUUAACUGUCUAUCAACCAUUGCGAGAAAGAGGCCCCUCCACUAUGAUUCUAUUCUUUCUGCAUUUCUUGACUUCGAACCAAACUAUGAGGCAGCGAGGGGAUGUCAUAUGGCCAGUGUUCAUUAUUCGAUAAGGACUGCUUUUCUGGGGUUCCUUAGGUGCACUUUUCCUGCUAUUUUGGAGUCAAGAGACAGAUUACUUGGGGCACUACGGGGAAUGAAUGCUGGAGACGCUGCUGAUCAAGUUAUCCGUCAAGUUGAUAAAAUGAUAAAAAAUAGUGAGCGUGCUUCACGUGAUGCCCGGUUAUCUAGGGAUGAUCAGGCAUCAAGUCAGGUUCCUGUUGGAGGUGAUACCAUAAGAAAAAGGCCCAUGCCUGUGGAAAAUGAAGAACCAAAUAAUGCUCAUGAUAUGGCUUCCAAAAGAAUUCAUCAUGGUCCUAACACACACUCUGAUCUGCCCAUUCAAAACAGUGAUUCUGGGUGGGAUUACACUGCCAAUGGAGUAUCUUCUAAGGUUUCUCUUCUUGAUAGUGGCUUGAGUCCCGUGGAACAAAUGAUUGCCGUGAUUAGUGCUUUAAUCGCAGAAGGGGAGAGAGGUGCUAAAUCACUUGAAAUUUUAAUAUCUGAAAUUCAACCUGAUCUGUUGGCUGAUAUUGUCAUGGUUAACAUGUGGCACUUGCCGAAAAGCUGUCCACCAUUACUGAGACAUUACGGCCUGCCAGUGACUUCUCAAAGUGGUUCUAGUGGUCCACCUUCGGUUGAUGUACCAAUUGGUUCCCCUUCUGUUCAGUCUCCCGUACAAACACUUUCCUCUUCAUCUAAUGCAGUCUGCAUGGUAGUGCCCGAGUUGUCUACUUCCUCUAACCUUCCAGCAGAACCCAAGCGUGACCCAAGACGGGAUCCACGGCGCCUUGACCCACGGCGUGCAGCAGUAUCUGUUGAGGUGCCACAGAUGCUUCAUGUGGAUGACACAGAAGAUAUGCAAUCUGAGAUUGCUUCUUCACUGGUCACAACUGUUGAAACUACAUCUGGAUCUUUUUUGCCUAAAAUUGACGAUGAUGCACAAAAACUAGAAAGUCCAGUUGUGUCUAGAUGCAAUCAAUUGGAUCCUGUGGAGGAGAAGGUUCUGGAAGUAGCUUCCCAGGAAAAUGCCCCUGCUGUUGAGGUUGAUGAACCUUUGCUUUCUCCUGUUCACAGAACUGACGAGGAUUUAGCAGAAUCAAGGUUAUCAGAUAUUUCAACUCCAGAUGAUUCUCAUAAAUCAUCUGCACUACAAGCUGAUGAACUUUCUCCAGCUGCUUCAGAAAUGAAUAUCUUAGAAGAGGCCUGCCCUGAUUUACCUGUUCUUCCAUUAUAUGUUGACCUGACUGAAGAACAGCAAAGAAAUGUGAGAAAAUUGGCUACCGAAAGGAUUAUUUACGCUUACAAGCCUUUACAAGGGGCAGAUUGUAGCCAGACAAGAAUAGCAUUGCUAGCUAGAUUGGUUGCUCAGUGUGAUGCUGAUGAUGACAUGGUUGGGAUGAUACAGAAACAUAUUGUCUCAGAAUACCAAUUGCAGAAGGGACAUGAGCUUGCGAUGCAUGUGUUGUACCAUUUGCACUCUCUUAUGGUUUCUGAUUCUGUUGAACUAUCUUCUUUUGCUGCUAUUGCGUAUGAAAAAUUCCUCCUGGGGGUGGCAAAAUCUUUGCUGGAUGCUCUGCCAGCAACAGACAAAUCCUUUAGUCGACUUUUGGGGGAAGUUCCACUUUUGCCUGAUUCUGCAUUGAAAUUAUUGGACAACUUAUGCUGCUCUGAUUAUCAAUGUGGAAAAGAUGGACGUGAUGGUGAUCAUGUGACUCAGGGCCUUGGUGCUGUGUGGAGCUUGGUUUUGGGCCGUCCACUAAAUCGGCAAGCCUGCUUGGAUAUUGCAUUGAAGUGUGCUAUCCAUCCACAUGAUGACAUUCGUUCAAAAGCUAUUCGACUGGUGGCAAACAAACUCUAUGUCCUUAACUAUAUUUCAACAGAUAUUGAGCAAUUUGCAAUGAAAAUGUUUUUGUCAGCCGUUGAGCAACGCAUUUCAGAUGCAGAGCUCCCUCAAUCUGUAUCUGCUGAGCAAAGAACAGAAUGGGAGAGAGGAAGACAGGAAACAUCCAUUAGUGGUUCACAGUUGUCAGAGCCUGGAACAUCUGAAAAUGACUUGAAGGGUGAACAAUCUGAUAUGCAAAGUGAUUCGCCAGUUUCAUUUUCUGAAGCUCAACGCCUCGUUUCUCUAUUUUUUGCUUUAUGUAUAAAGAAUCCUAGACGACUUCAACUUGUAUUUGAAAAUUAUACUCGAGCUCCGAAGGCUGUUAAGCAGGCCAUCCACCGUCACAUUCCUAGUCUUACGAGAUCCCUGGGGUCAUCAUAUUCUGAAUUGCUUCGUAUAAUAUCUGAUCCGCCACAAGGAAGUGAAAAUCUUCUGAAGCAGGUCCUAAGCAUAUUGUCUGAAGGGACGCCUCCUUCAGCUGAUCUAAUUGACACUGUCAAACACUUAUAUGAAACUAAAAUGAAGGAUGCUACAAUUCUAAUUCCAAUGCUAUCAUCAUUUUCCAAAACUGAGGUUUUACCCAUUUUCCCUCGGCUUGUUGACCUUCCUUUGGACAAGUUUCAGACAGCACUUGCUCACAUAUUACAGGGUUCAGCACAUACAGGUCCAGCAUUGACACCAGCAGAAGUUUUGGUUGCAAUCCAUGGGAUUACUCCUGAGAAAGAUGGACUUGCACUUAAAAAGAUUACAGAUGCUUGCUCAGCUUGCUUUGAGCAGCGGACCGUUUUCACACAGCAGGUUUUGGCGAAGGCCUUGAACCAGAUGGUUGACCAAACCCCUUUACCCCUACUCUUCAUGAGAACAGUAAUUCAAGCAAUUGACGCUUUCCCUGCACUGGUUGAUUUUGUGAUGGAAAUACUUUCCAAGCUCGUGAGUAAACAGAUUUGGAGAAUGCCAAAGUUAUGGGUUGGGUUCCUAAAAUGUGUCUCUCAAACACAGCCACACUCUUUUCAUGUAUUAUUACAGCUACCUCCACCGCAGCUUGAAAGUGCUCUCAACAAGUAUGCAAGCCUUAGAGGUCCACUUGCUGCUUAUGCCAGCCAACGACCUAUAAGAACUUCUCUACCUAGAUCGGUGCUUGUACUUCUUGGCCUUGCAAAUGAAUCACAGAUGCAAGAAUCGCGGGUGCCAUCUGCCUUGCACGCUUCAGAAACAAGUUCUUCUGUUCAUGGUGCAACACUAACAUGAUUUCUUAGCCGCCACCAUGUCGCAUCACUCAAUGCUGAAGGGGAAUAUAACUUAUAAACUGGGUCGUGAGACUAAAAGGAGAAGAUUGACAAAAGGAUUUCACCGCAAGAAAGCUGCUGCUCUCGGCAUGGACAACAGAAAUUUCUCUCUCUCGUGCUUUUUAUUUUUCUUCCAAAUUUAGUUUAGUUUUGAUUGUCAAACUGGAAUAGUUCUGUACAUGUAUAAUAAAAAUUUUCCAUCUUGGGUAGGUAUAGCUUUAGCCAAAAAAUUUCUAUAUGGUGGAUUUGAUAUGUGAUUUUGUUCAAGCAUUGUAUCAGUUGCUGCAUUUGUUCUUAGUCAAGGUUGUUGUGUCUCAACAUCCAAAAGGAAAGGAAAGGAGCAAAAUUGUUAUGGUCU